Molecule: messenger RNA, 2399 nt
Organism: Myotis daubentonii (Daubenton's bat)
Lineage: Eukaryota; Metazoa; Chordata; Mammalia; Chiroptera; Vespertilionidae
Gene: TEDC1
Product: tubulin epsilon and delta complex 1
Source: RefSeq, a predicted model, not a curated record
GCGGCGUAUCCAGGGCCCGUCCCCGCCACCCGGUCCCGGUGCGCGCUGCGGACUCGAGCGCCCCCUGGCGGCCAGACCCGAGAGGGCGCCGCGGAGGUCGGUGCUGCCCGUUUACGCGACACUCGCGGCGGCCCGGGUGCCCCGCGCGCGGCCACGGACCCUGCGGCGGCGGCCAGGCUACGGCUCGGGGGAGGCGCUGAUGGGGGGUCUGGGCCAGCGGAGUCGGGUGCAGCCGCUAUUGGGCCGCACAGAGCGGACCCCGGGAACUGUGAACGCCGAUUGGUUCAGCUGGGCCGGAAGUGCCUCCGCAGCGGGCUGGACCGACGGCACUCACACGCCGGGGCCGCCGCUCAUUGGGCCGGGGCCGGGGGCGUGGCCAGGCCCGCGCGGGGAUUGGGCGCGGGAGCGGCAGAGGCGGCACCGGCGCGGGGAUUGGGCGCGGGCACCCGCCGCGGCGGAGCGCGGACGUUCAAGGCCCGCGCGGGCUGCAUGGGGCGGCGGCGGCGCCGGGCGGACCUGGCGGACGCGGCUGGGGCUCUGCCCGAGGCCAUCGCCGCGCUGAGCCGCUCGCUGCCCGCCGGGCCCAGCCCCGAGAUCUUCCGCCGCGCCAAGUUCGACCGUCCGGAAGCGGCGCCCGCACUCUGGCGGCUGCUCUUCCGCGUGCUCUCGCUGCUGCGGGCUGACCGCGCCUCGGCCUCGCGCGCCCCGGAGGCCCAGGCCCGUUGGGUGAAGGCGGCGCUGCGCGCCCAGGGCUACCCCCGGCUCGGGCUGGCUCGGCUCCCCGAGGACGGGUCCCAGGGCAGCCGCGAGCUGCUCCUGGCCCUCGCCUGGCUCCUGGCCCGGGAGCCCCUGCCCGAGCGGCUGCUGGCCCAGACCCGCGUGCGGCUGGGCGACGAGAUGCCUGUGUGUGAGUGUGGGGCCCUGGCCAGCCCUGGCCAGCCUGCACCGCGGGUGGACGCCGCCGGCCCUGUGGACGUACGCCACCUGCAGUGGCUGAUGGGAAAGCUGCGAUUUCGGUGGCGAAACUUGAUGGCCAGUCAGCAGGAGCAGUGCGCCCUCCUGGGCAAGAUCCACGCGUACACCCGUGGCUGCCACGGCGACCGCAGCCUCGGCCACCUGUCUGUCGCCGAAACGGAGCUGCUCAGGGACCCGGAGGGCGGCCGGCAGGUCAGGGCUGGUGCUUGCGGUGGUAGGGACCUGUUCUUGUCUGCCAAGAUCGCCAUCUUGCCUGUGUGUGGGGGGCCUCUCCCACCCCUGGGCCACCCCGGGGCAGGAAUGCAGACCCGCUCAUGUUGCCUGGUGAUGGGGACGCCUGAGCGGCCUGCCCUCUGGUUUGCGCUGCAGCUGCUGCAGAGGCUGGAGAGCGAGAACGCCCGCCUAGAGGCUGUGCUGGAGUGGCGGCGGCGGGAGCUGGUCUUCUGGCAGUGGAUGGACACGGUCCUGGGGGCCUGCCCCCCGGAGGCCUCACAGCCCACGUUCCCGCCCGGUCUCCGAGGGCGUGGGCGCAGGGCCGGGGCAUGGGGCCCGGUGGCGUGGGAGCUGCAGGCCCUGCAGGAGGAGCUCCAGGCGGCAGUGGGAGCCCGGCGGGCGGCCUGGGCAGCCAGGGUCGGAGGCCAGGGGCCGGAGUGGAGCGCCGCGCGGCAGGCCGCACAGGAGGCCGUGGGCCAGGAGCUGGCAGCCCUGCGGCAGGCCUGGGCGCGAGGCGGGGGCGGGGGCCGGGCCCAGCCCCACGGGCCCCACCGGCUGGUGAGGACCGAGGCUGGGGGGCCAGGGGGCCCGGGCCUGCGGGCUGCUGAGGUGAUCGGGGCGCUGAGGAGCCGGGAGGCCUGCCUGGAGGAGACGCUGCGCCAGCUCCAGGAGCAGUGCCGGCAGCAGCUGGCCAGGCUGGCGGGAGCCCUGCCCGGCCUCAUCUGGAUCCCGCCGCCCAGACGCUGAGGCCCUGCUGCGUGGCCGUGGGGCCCACGGAGGAGCAGCACCCCGAGCUCCGGCCCCGGCCCCUCCAUGCUUUGGACAGAGCUCAGCCCCUUGGCACCAGUAGCGGGAGCGGCAUGGUCGUCCCCCCGCCCGGGUCAGGACACGUCCAGCGCGGGGGCCGUGGGCUUGGUGGGUCGAGCGAGGACUCAGAAGUACAUGCAGAGACCUCCCUGCAGGGCCCAGCUAAAGGCCGUCCCUGUCUGGACACGGGUGGGGAGGGACCCUGGGCAGUGGGGGCCAGAGGGGCCGGGCGUUGGAGCGACAGGUGUGGCCUGUAGCCCGGUGGUGCCAGGGCCCUGGGGGCAGGCAUUGCCCUGGGCGCCCCCUGGCUGUCUGCUGUCCCUCAUCCUGGCUGCCAUGCCACCUGGGCCGGGCCUGCGCCUGGUGUUUGUGGGGGCGCGUGGGAGCUGGGGUGGGGGCAGCGC